This is a messenger RNA of Sarcophilus harrisii (Tasmanian devil), 1415 nucleotides long. It is a transcript of the gene CLDN24, whose product is annotated as putative claudin-24. Gene Ontology annotation, biological process: cell adhesion; bicellular tight junction assembly. Bases 759 to 1415 code for a protein of 218 amino acids. The transcript has a single exon. The record is from RefSeq and is a predicted model, not a curated record. NCBI's taxonomy places the organism in Eukaryota, Metazoa, Chordata, Mammalia, Dasyuromorphia, Dasyuridae. Gene Ontology annotation, molecular function: structural molecule activity. Gene Ontology annotation, cellular component: plasma membrane; bicellular tight junction.
UUCAUAGGGUUCCACUUGUUCCUUUGCUCAUUUUUACCUUUAUAAAUGUAUCCACGAUCCUUUCUUUUUAAAACUAGCUAAGAAUGUUACAGACAUUGUCUUUCAACAGAAUCCAUAAGGGUAACACUAUGCAAAAAGCAAACACUUUCUGGCAAGCAUCUCCCAAGUGCCAGAGAUACUCAAGAACUUGGGGUGGGAACAGGGGAGGAGAAGGGGGGUUGUGUAGGUUGAAGAAGUCAAAGAAGCAUAAAGAUUAUAGGCAAACAGUCUACCUUUCUUUACAAGGCCUUGUUUUACAUCCCCGAAAUCUCAAAUUUAGCUAUUACAAUGAAGUCCUGUUGCAGAAGGAGCUGGCUUUUUUUUUAUCACCACUUAAAAUCUAAUUAAUCCAUAUUGAAGCACAAAGAUUUCUGUUGUAUUUUAGGGUGAGGGGUCAUAGAGCCUCCUUUGUUCAUCCUUAGACUUGUAAUCAUCAGGCAUUGGGGAUAUAAUUUUACCAGCAAAUUGGAAGGUAGCAGAUCAAAUCCUUAUCAGAGAACUCAACUCAUGGUUUUAACAGAGUCCUUCGUCCUUUACAUGAAACCUUAUAUUCAGGAAGAACAAAAAUGCCAUUUUAGCUGAUCUAAAGGGUUAAUUGCAAAAGCUUAUAUUUGUUGCAGCAAGAAACCAAGACUGUCAUAGAACCAUCAACUACAAAAGUCGGCAGCUCUUCUAGGGGAGCAAGACAGACAUUACUGGAAAUUUAAAAAUUUGUGACAAUGGUUUUAAUCUUCAAGAGAAUAAUUCAAUUAGUUGGGCUUUCAUUAUCUUUAUUGGGAUGGAUUUUGUCCUGUCUCACAACUUACUUGCCGCAGUGGAAGAUUCUGAAUUUAGAGCUAAAUGAAAUGGAGAACUGGACUAUGGGACUCUGGCAGACUUGCGUUUUCCAAGAGGAAGUGGGGAUGCAAUGUAAGGAUUUUGAUUCAUUCUUGGCUUUGCCUACUGAGCUGAAGAUCUCCAGGAUUUUAAUGUUUCUGUCAAAUGGGUUUGGAGUUUUGGGCCUGCUUGUGUCUGGGUUUGGUUUGGAUUGUUCGAGGAUUGGAGAAGGGCAAGGAGAACUCAAGAAACGGCUGAUGAUCCUGGGAGGAAUUCUGCUAUGGCUUUCAGGAAUUACAGCUCUCAUUCCGGUGUCUUGGGUUGCCCACAUCACAGUUCAGGAGUUUUGGGAUGAAACCAUUCCAGACAUUGUCCCCAGAUGGGAGUUUGGAGUAGCUCUCUUUGUUGGUUGGGUUGCUGGAUUUUCUCUUCUGCUUGGAGGGUUUCUACUUAACUGUGCAGCCUUUUCAACCGAAACUCCUUCGGGCCACUACACGGUGGCAGAAAUGCAAACUCAGUGUCCACACCUGGAAGCUGGAAACACAGAUCCUAAAGUGUAG